AUGGAAUUGCUGAAGCCCCAAGAGAUGCUGGCAAUGCAGUCGAGGGUACAGGUCAUGGGCUUUCCCAUUGGAGGGGAUUACUUGAGCAUCACUGAAGGUGUUCUUUCUCGCAUUGAGGUUGUUGACUAUUCCCAUAGCAGAAGGUCUUGCCCACGACUUAGCAACAAAACAGCCUUUCCAUAUACUGAGUCUGAUGAGGAGCUUUGA
Molecule: messenger RNA, 207 nt
Organism: Cladocopium goreaui
Lineage: Eukaryota; Dinophyceae; Suessiales; Symbiodiniaceae
Source: the annotation of a GenBank genome assembly